Gadus morhua (Atlantic cod) is the source of this 892-nucleotide messenger RNA. RefSeq names its product N-acetyltransferase 9 (gene nat9). The transcript is spliced from 6 exons. Bases 140 to 781 code for a protein of 213 amino acids. The record is from RefSeq and is a predicted model, not a curated record. Gene Ontology annotation, molecular function: N-acetyltransferase activity. Lineage: Eukaryota; Metazoa; Chordata; Actinopteri; Gadiformes; Gadidae.
AACCCAUUAUUCGCUAUCACACACAUGCAAGAAAAGAAGAAUCGCUUAGUAACAAAUAAGGCAGCUUUAGUUAAAACAAACAUUUAAGCAUAUUUUUUAUAACGUUGAUAAUAAUUCCCAGCACGCCGGAUACAGCAUAAUGAAGAUAAAUGAAAAUACUUUGCUUGAAGGUGACAAAGUCGUGUUGGUGCCUUACAAUGACCAUCAUGUGCCCAGGUAUCACGAGUGGAUGAAGUCCCCUGAGCUGCAGCUGCUGACGGCGUCGGAGCCCCUCUCCCUGGAGCAGGAGUACGAGAUGCAAAGGAGCUGGAGAGAGGACAACGACAAGUGCACCUUCAUCAUCCUGGACAAGCAGCGGUGGUCAGAGCCUGCGGCCCAGGAAGAGCAGUGCAUGCUGGGAGACGUGAACAUGUUCCUGACCGACCCCACUGACCUCUCCCUGGCCGAGCUGGAGAUCAUGAUCGCUGAGCCCAGCUACCGGGGGAAAGGACUCGGAAAAGAGGUCACAUGCAUGAUGCUGUGCUAUGGAAUUUCCAAGCUGGGGAUCCAGAAGUUUGAGGCGAAGAUCGGCCUGGACAACACGGUUAGCAUCGCCAUGUUCAAGAAGCUCCACUUCCAAGAGCUGUCUGUGUGCAAGGUGUUCGGGGAGGUGACCCUGGGGAUGACGGUGGACCCGUCACUCCGGACCAAGCUCCUGGGUGACAUGGCGUACGUGAAGGAGAGACAAUACCAGCGCCACUCAUCCCAACCCACCGGAGCGGGCGUCAUGACGACAACCUAACAAAUCUGCCGUCGCUGCUUGCGGACUUCUAGUGUGUGUGUGUGCGCCCGUGUGAGGCAGGUCCCUCCGGAAAAGUCGGGGAGCCCCCCCAAUGAAACGAGAUAAAAAUAC